Molecule: messenger RNA, 396 nt
Organism: Bipolaris victoriae FI3
Lineage: Eukaryota; Fungi; Ascomycota; Dothideomycetes; Pleosporales; Pleosporaceae
Exons: 3
Coding region: 1-396 (131 amino acids)
Source: RefSeq, a predicted model, not a curated record
AUGUACAUGCGUAGGAUCAAAGAGGUAGCUAUGACGAGAUGCAGUGGUAAGAUGCAACCAGGGUGGUUGAAUUGGCUUACCUUUGUGCGGCCGGGGGAUGUCGCAGGGCGAGGGUACAGGGCAGUAUACAAGAGCAGUACAUGCCUGCUGGGCGCCGGGGCAGUGGGAUGUAUGGGAUCGACGGCGGAAAUUUCUCCUGGCUGGUGCGACCACCGAUCGAGUCGUGACAGCGUUGCGGGACUGGCACGCGAAUUGCUACAGGGCUACAGGGCUCAGGGAACACCGGAUCGGACGAGGCCUCGGCCUGCCAGUGGGGAGAGUUUUGCGCAGGCCCCGGGACAAAGCAUGUCUGGUCUGGCUGUUGACGAGCGAGCGAGGACAAGGGACUACACAUAA